GCGGUGACCAUUAAUGAGUUCAAAGGACAAAUAUUCUACAGCAACACAACCAUUCUUCCAGGGGAGGUGUACCUGGAGACCCAGGGAAUAGACUACAGCACCUGGGGUUUCUGGCAGAACCAUGUAGCUCUGGCUGGGAUCAUUACGGUGUGUAUGGUCUUGGCCUACAUACAGCUCAGACGGAUCAACCGCUGGAAGUGACACAGGCCGCAAGAAUAGAAUCAUAGAAUCAGAUUGACCUACACCUUCUGGAACAACAGGGGCUGAGAAGAGACACACAUCACAAGAAUAGAAUCAGAUUGACCUACACCUUCUGGAACAACAGGGACUGUGAAGAGACACACACACUCUCCACUCCAGUCCAUUGUAAAAUGGUUGUAUGGUUGUAUGGUACGUUUUGUGUUGUAGAAAUGUACUGGUGUAGUUAUGUUAUGAUGUUGAUGUUGUUAUUUGAUGCCUUAAUACAGUCUAAGUCCUGUCUGUGCCGGGGGGAGGGGUUCUACUGAGCGAUGUGGAAUUGUUUUAAGAAGGUCAAACCAAGGAUCUUCUUGUUAUUCGAUUUAGAGUUUUAAGACUCCUCGAGGUAUCAAAAAAAUAAAAAUAAAACAAAUAUUUGAUGAA
Oncorhynchus tshawytscha (Chinook salmon) is the source of this 621-nucleotide messenger RNA. Its product is annotated as broad substrate specificity ATP-binding cassette transporter ABCG2-like. The record is from RefSeq and is a predicted model, not a curated record. Gene Ontology annotation, cellular component: membrane. Gene Ontology annotation, molecular function: ABC-type transporter activity. Lineage: Eukaryota; Metazoa; Chordata; Actinopteri; Salmoniformes; Salmonidae.